CAAAAAUUAUUUGUGUGUUGCCAAGAGCACACAUUAAUAUCAUCGUAAGAGAAAUAAGAAUAAUGUUACAUAAUUGUCUAACUAAAACAUAAACGUUACAUAAGCUGCAUAUAUAUAUAUAUAUGCGCGCGCUCAUAAACGUGACUCGCUGGCGAAUAAAACGUGGAUGCUUUACAGUGGUAGUAGAUGGUUAAUUAGGACAGCUUUUUCAGCUCUGCGUACGUAGUAAAUAGGCGAUUCUGUUACGACUUCUUAUGCACUUUGUCAUCCUAUAAAAAAAGUGCACUAUACCUUUUUAAUAGUUAAACACUAGUUUUUCGUAACAGGAAACCAAAAUUGUGGUUAUAGUAGACUGAGAAAUUGAAGAAGAUAAACAAGCGAACGAAUUUACGCAUCGAAAAUCAAACACAGACAAACAAUGUGGUUUAUGCAUCAUUCAACAAUUUAUAAUAAAUAUCAAUUAUUAUUGUUAUUAUUGACUCUUAUAACUCUCUUGCAUAUUUUAUCCAAUUUACAUGUGAUAGUUGCAUUGAACUUCAAAGAACAGGUGUUACGUGAUUCAGAAAUGCUGAAGGUAUUAUCCACUUUAAAAGGUAUCCCGAAAAAUAUGAGUAAACAUGAACUUUUUGAAAUACGUAAAAAUAUACCGAAAUUUGUUGAAAACUGGAUUACCUUUAUAAACAAUGAACAAUUAUUACUUGAUUAUACAUACGGUAAAAUAUCGAAACAUGCUUUUGAUGAUCUACGGAAAUCCAUAGUCUUUCUUCGAAUCGCUCCAUGUAAAAUUAAUAGUGAGAAACACUACAAAGUUUGCUUUUCUUUUCAUCCAUCUUCUAUCAUUCCAAAGCAUACAAUUCAAUCGGCCACUAUAUCUACAUAUUUACAACCAUGGAUUAAUCCUAAUAGGUUGAAACUGCACGUAUUUCUUAUGAAUUCUUACCGUAAAAUCUAUGAACACUUUUAUAUUAAUUUGAAUAAUAAUAAUAAUAAUGAUACUGGGACUAGUGAAAAUUUGGUAUUUGAACAGAUUCAAUCACCGCAUCGUCAAGUAACAUGGGAUAUUAGUGUAAUGAUGAGAAAUUUACAACAAUCUAAAUAUCAUUUAAUACAUUCAUUUAUAAUGACUUUAGAAAAUUCUGAAAGUGAUCCAAAUUUGAAUUUUAUUGACGCAGCUGAUCAGUCCAUUUCUUUUCUUACUAAAGAUGGAGAUGAAAAUGACAGUGCACUCUCUGAUACAUAUAAUGAAAUAGAUGAUGUUUUCAAGAAGGUCAAUAUUAAUGAUGAUGGUGAUGAUGAACCCGACAGAGACGAUGAUUACGGGACUAAUGAUGAAGUCAACAAUCAGGAUAAUGAUAAUACUAAGCGUGUUAAUAAUAACAAUAAUAAUGUUGAAGAAACCACUGAUAGAAAUGAAUUGUUUAUUAUCAACGACAGUGACGAUUUUAAACUGCACAAAAGUCUAGACAUUAAUGAUAAGAUACUCAGCGAAAAUGCACAAAUUAUACUGAAUAUGAAAACACCGGAAAUGUUACAAUUAGAACGACAUUAUUUAUCUAGGAAGCGUUUAACACCCCGGUCUUUUCUCGCAGAUUCAACAGGUCAUAGUUUUCAACCUCAGUCGUGUCCAAGUUUUUUAGAUCGUGGUCAAUAUGAAACUAAGUGUUGCCUGUUUCGAUACACACUGAAUAAGUUACAAAUGGAUGAGAAUGAUAAGCUACGUUUUAUUAUUUUUCCCCAUCAUUUGCCACUGAAUAUGUGCCAUGGAAGGUGUAUUGGACUUUAUAUUCCUACGGACAAUGCACACAGUAUCUUAAUGAAUCGCUACUUUUCAGGAUUGCGUUCUGUUGAAAGGGAGGCUAUUUACAAUUCCAUGCCCUGCUGUGCUGCGAAUGAAACAAUACCCUUUACAAUACUUUAUAAAGAUCACAACGAACAGCUGGUCACAGAAACGCUGCCUACAGCAGUAAUAACUAACUGUGCUUGUAGAUGAGUGCAUAUCAGUCGUGAUAGGAAGGAUUGCAUGAGAAAAUAAUUUUCACCCGUAUUUAUACUGCUAACUAUCUUGUUAGUAGUGCAAUUGAAUUAAAAUAAAAUAUUGAAGCAAAU
Molecule: messenger RNA, 2106 nt
Organism: Trichobilharzia szidati
Lineage: Eukaryota; Metazoa; Platyhelminthes; Trematoda; Strigeidida; Schistosomatidae
Source: the annotation of a GenBank genome assembly